This is a messenger RNA of Ectocarpus sp. CCAP 1310/34, 2666 nucleotides long. The record is from the annotation of a GenBank genome assembly. NCBI's taxonomy places the organism in Eukaryota, Phaeophyceae, Ectocarpales, Ectocarpaceae.
GUUGUGCAAACAUCCCCAUUGCAUUGGCCCAGUGCAGUGUAGCUGCAGCACUACACGCUACCAUACACCACGCUCUCCUCUCCGCCACCAUGCUUCACCUGGGUCUAUUUUUUCGGGGUACCGUCCCCUUGCUCGCGUGCUUAUGUGUGGCCUGCACCGCCUUUAUUCCCGUGCCGACGCGAUUCCCUUCUCGGGGACAGCAGGUCGCUAGUUCAGCACGCCCGUCGACCACCAUAGCUGGACCAGGGUCGCCAACACAGCAGGCAACAACGCCGACAGCAGGCACACGACGACGGCCAAUAUCAGUUCCAUGUUGCGGCGAGGGUGCAGGAGGCGAAGGCGUUGAAGUUGCAGUUGACAGUGCUGCCGCCGCUGGUGCUGGUGCUGGUGCUGGUGCUGCGGCCGCCGAGAUGGACCCUUUUCGUCCAACGAGGGCGUCCAUGUCUCCGUUGGUCAUCAACGCCUUGGUGUCGGUGCUGUUUAGACCGGAUACAGAGGCCACCGGGGCGGCCGCCGCUGCACUGGAACGGCGCAGUGACUGGGAAUUCACUGAGGAGGAGGAAAGGGCCGUCACCAGCAGGGUGUGCGGCGUGGCAAGCCAUUUGACCGAGCUUCGUUUUAUGCUCGCCACUGCAGUGGAACGAACUCCGUCGAUCGCUAAGUACGGCAUGUUUUCAGACUAUGGCAUGAGCAAAAACGUAGAGAACGACCCCUUGGCUCAAAUGAACCAGGCCGAGUGUCUACUGGCGCUAUAUAUUUUGCACAAGGAGAAUGCCGGGGUUGCGGCGGUCGAUUUUUUGGACGCCGAAAGGUUGGAUGUUUUGCAGGGCUAAACAAACUUGAGCCACACAUGGUUUGUACUCCUUUGUACUGUUGAUUAAGGGUAUGAUGCUCUAGCAAUUUUUGUCUCUCGAGAUCGGAGUUUGGGGUCGACGGGUCGUGCAGAGCUGUUUUUGGCAGUAGUGUGUGUGUGUGUGUUUUCGUCCUAUUUAUAAUGGCGACAGUUCCCCCAUUUUUCGUGGUGAGACGUGUACUACACUUUUCAGCGUAUGCAGAGUACUACACUUUUCAGUGUAUUUUUUCGUACAACUACAACCAUCCAGGGUCACACAGGAGGGGGUAAACACCAGGGCUUUCUUCUUCUUUUUAUUUCGUCUCAUGCCCCACCUUCCUCCUGCGGUGCGUGCUGACUUUUAUUUUUAUCGCGUGAAGGGUCCAGCCGUCCAUUUCCCUCGUCAACGGUGCUAACGUCGAAGUUUGGUACUCACGAGAGCUUUUCAGCCAUAUUUCGCUUUCACCCGCACAUUUCGUAAAUUGUUCACCCCAUGGGGAUUCAAACUUACGACCUCUGCGACUAGCGGAUUACGAGGAUACCACUAGACCACCGGGGCGACCGGUACAACCGGAGUAGGUCUAUCGGCAAAUACUGGAAAGGCCAGGCAGUUUGGUCGCCGCGAGGAAGGCGAACAAUUUUUGCAAUUCAUCUGCAGGAAAUAUACAAUCAAAGAAAGAUUCUACCCGUUCGAGGUAUCGCCACAGUCGAAGGGGGUCUUGUACCCUUGUGUGUACUCUGGCGAUUUCGUUUUCUUCGGCGAUGUACGCUGCGUUGGUUUUUAACGACCCGUUGUAUCUAUUUUCCCUUUGGCUGUUCGAGGUGCUCUUUUUGGAUUCUGUACUUCAUAGGUGCGUAAUAUCAAUGUUCCACACCUACCUACUUUUUCAUAGUUUUGUGGACAUGUUCGGAGGGUAGUCUAAUUCCAUUAUAAAGCACAGGGGCCCCGCGGAAGGGGGACCUUUUUUUUCGUCGGGGUAACCUAUUCGCGAGGUAGGAUCCUCUCUUGUGAACCCCGAAGCCAUAGUCACACAAAACGGGUACGUGAGCGCAACGAGAGAGCACCUACCCCGCUCAAAGUAUGCGUGAAGCACGAUGUGUCUCCACCGUGAAUCUUGCGUAGAGUGAGUGGGCUCUAAAAUCCAAGGAAAGCAAGUGUGUGGGAUGAAUUUUGACGGACAUACCAAGUUCGGCCUGUGAUUACGGGAGGGGUCUCCAUCAGUUGAAUCAGUACGUAUGCUGGAGGGUACUGGGCGGAGAUCGGAAAUAUUCUUAUUCUGAAAACAGCAAUGCUGUGGUACUUGACCAGCUUGGGUGUCGAUUUACUGCGGCGACUAUGCACAUCACCUUUGAACGGUUUGGCUUCAAACCACGAGUCGUGGAUGAUCUCACUGCUGUGCAGAUGUUGAUGGUUACUGAUUCCCGCCCAAUCCCGUGCGCUCAUAGCUGGUGGCUGAUGAUGCGGAAACAGAACUCGUCAAAGCCGCCGUAGCGACAAAGAAAUAUUACACACGGGUACAAGGGUAUCAGCCGUAGUAUACCCCUAGCAGAUCUUGUAAACCACGUGGUCGUGAUUCGAGUGCCGCGAACGAUCUUCCACUCUGUGAAAUGUACGUUAGCACCCUUGAACAGUACAUCUGUGGAACCCUUUUCGUUGAGUAUGAGGCAUGAAGCGCAUAGGAAUGCUUGAGUGACUUCUUGACCGAACCUCCCGAGCUGAGAGAGCGCGACUGUAGCGUAGAGGUAUAGCAAUUGCCCAUGAUUUGUGAAGGGUUCUUGAAAGGAAGGGGUGGAAGAAGAUUUUUCUUCGGGAUAAGUUUCUAUUCGUCCAGAU